This is a messenger RNA of Vicugna pacos (alpaca), 3669 nucleotides long. It is a transcript of the gene FGF9, whose product is annotated as fibroblast growth factor 9. The record is from RefSeq and is a predicted model, not a curated record. Gene Ontology annotation, molecular function: growth factor activity. Lineage: Eukaryota; Metazoa; Chordata; Mammalia; Artiodactyla; Camelidae.
UUUUGUUUUAUUAUCAUUAUUCUCAUUUUUGGAGGGGGGCCGGGGGGCAGAUUAGUCGCCGCCACCAACGUGAGAUCUUUUUUCUCCUUGAAGGAUUCCUGCUGAUGUCUGCAGAGUCGGUUAGAGUAAAAACGGCGCAUGCCUUCCUGGAGUCAGGAUCCGUAAAUUCUGACGUAGCCCGUGCAUCUCAAAAAUCCCUAUAAUAACGCCUAGGCAUUUAAGUUGCUAUGGUCAUUCUGAUCUCGAACCAAAUGGAGAAACUACGGAUUUUUUUUCCUUAUUACGGUCGGAUGGGAUGAAGACCUUCCUGCCUGCCGAGAGCUGGGGACCUGUCUGUAGAGAUACAUAGAUAUGUUUAUCAGUAUGUCAGUGUGUGAGUAUAAAGUGGUGGUUUCUUAGACUAUCCGUGGUUUGACCUUGAACCUGUGCCAGUGAAACAGCAGAGUACUUUUAUUUAUGCAUUUAAUGGAUUGAAGAAAAGGACCUUGUUUCUCUCUCUGCAGCUGCAGUAAGGGAGGGGAGUUGGAUAUACCUCGCCUAGUAUCUCCUGGGUUGGCACCAGCAUUAUUGUUUAUCGCUGUGCUCCGAAAGCCGAAUCUUCUGAUGGCUCCCCUCGGUGAAGUUGGGAACUAUUUCGGUGUGCAGGAUGCGGUACCAUUUGGGAAUGUGCCCGUGUUGCCGGUGGACAGCCCGGUUUUGUUAAGUGACCACCUGGGUCAGUCCGAAGCAGGGGGGCUUCCCAGGGGACCCGCAGUCACGGACUUGGAUCAUUUAAAGGGGAUUCUCAGGCGGAGGCAGCUGUACUGCAGGACUGGAUUCCACUUAGAAAUCUUUCCCAAUGGUACUAUCCAGGGAACCAGGAAAGACCACAGCCGAUUUGGCAUCCUGGAGUUCAUCAGCAUAGCGGUGGGCCUGGUCAGCAUUCGAGGCGUGGACAGUGGACUCUACCUCGGCAUGAACGAGAAGGGGGAGCUGUACGGAUCAGAGAAGCUAACCCAGGAGUGUGUGUUCAGAGAGCAGUUUGAAGAAAACUGGUACAACACGUACUCCUCGAACCUGUACAGACACGCGGACACAGGACGGCGGUACUACGUCGCCCUCAACAAGGACGGGAGCCCCAGAGAAGGAGCCAGGACUAAGCGGCACCAGAAAUUCACACACUUCUUACCCCGGCCCGUGGACCCCGACAAGGUCCCCGAACUGUACAAGGAUAUCCUGAGCCAAAGCUGACAAAGACAGCUUCUCCGCUCGAGCCCUUAGCAAGUAGCCACUAUACAGGUUUCACGCGGUGGGUUCCUCUCGGUUUGCUGUCAUCACAUCAGCUCCACUGUUGCCAAACUUUGUCGCAUGCGUAGUCUGACGGCGGCGUGGUGGGGGUGCUGGUUUUGUCCCCCCACUGGGGACCGCCUGCACCUGCUGGCGGGGAUGGAGGGGUGCAGAGGGUGGAGGCCGAGGGGUGAGCGGUUGGGGGGUGAGCGGCAGGACUCGGGAAUAGAAGGGAGUGGAGGGGACUCGCCGAUGCAUGUGGGGUUAGACGUCCUCUGUCCUCGCCAGCACAGCUGCCACACCGACCAUCAGGACCUGGCCGCGCGUCUGCAGGGGCGCGGGGGUGCGGUCCUCCUUAAGAGUUGUCCUCGGUUCAUUCUCACGGGUGUCAUCCCAGUGAACUGACAGAAAAGACCUCUUAGUAAAAAAAAAAAGUUAAAUUUAUUUAUAGAAAUUCCAAAGGCAACAUUUUAUUUAUUUUAUAUAUUUAUUUAUUAUAUAGAGUUUAUUUUUAAUGAAACAUGUACAGGCCAGAUAGGCGUUUUGGAAGCUUUGGGCUCUGUAAACAUUAAAUGGCAGCGUCCACUACGAACCUGUGGUAAAUGCACGCAGCAAGCGCUGCGUGCAUGGGUUUGAGACAUUCAAAUGGCCCUCACGUCCGAAAGGCGACAGUCGCUUUUGUGCCCGUGUGAUUGUAAACUGACGCAUUCGUUCACGACACUGAGUACCCACUCUCCAGACGGCUUGUUCCGUAGCUUACCCCAGAGGAUUAAAGAUCAACUGGGUCUCAAACUUUUAUUCUGUGUCUGUAAUAUUUGCUCUCUCCCAAGUGACUCCCUCCAUCAUUGUAACAUCAUUGGAAAAUAGGAAGUGUAAGGGUUGGCAUAGCACCGACUUGUUUACGUCUAUCGCGGGUAUACCAAAGCUAAACCAUAACUAUGCUGUUAUUCUGUCUGUCUCCGGAAUAACAGGACUAACAUUGAGCAUCACCGAUUUAGAAUUCUCAGAAAGGAAGAAAGCUUACUUGGCACUGAUCUUUUUUUUCAGGGGACAAGAAUCAGAGUCAGAGUAACAGGAUAAUUCAUGUAAACUUUUAAUUUGUGCACUUGGCUCUCAAAUGUGAAACUGGACAAGUACCUUAGGGGUCAUCGUGACAUCUUUUACGGGAAACUGCGUCCAGUGUGACCUGUCAUAACACAGGGUCACAGACCCUUUCAGGUGAAGCUUGCAAAUCUCCAUCAGUAAUGACGAUGAGGGAAAGUAUGCACUUGUUGACUGUUUUGUUUUUAAAGUAGUCUUCACAAGCGCUCGGUCUUUUUAGAGGGAAGGUUACUACACAGAAUAUCUUUUACAAGGCUUUUAUAACGUUUUAUGCUGAAGAGCAUAAGAAUCCAUAUUCCUUUAGCAGCAAUAAUUUUGAAACUUGCCCUUGGGCAAGGGAGACUGUUUCUUACUAUAUACUAAGGAGAAAAGAGCCAAAUUCUUAAAGCAAUAUUUAAAAAAAAAAUUUGUAACAAAUUCUCAUACCGCAUAGAACACUUUCUAGCCGGUUAUGUGGGAAAUUGAAAGUGACAGUUAAAAAUGUGUUGGGAUUUAUGUAACUAAUUUUAAAACUUAAUAUUCCAACUCUGUUUUGCUCUGAUGCACAUUCUUUAUGAAAAAUAAAAGUAUGUCACUGGUGAGUUAAAGCUGUUUUGAAGCGGAGGCACAUGGCUUACUGUCGUGAGCCCCUGGGGCCCUCCUGGGGUCCAAACUGGAGUGGAAGCAGGGCCCUACUGGUGAUGUGCAUUAAGGAAGAAGUAGGUCUAACAUGUGGAAUCGAAAAAUACUGUAGGGGGAGGGGACAGAAGCGACGUGAAGUAGUUGAUUGAUGAUAAAGGUCUGAAUGUUCUCUUCAUUUAUUUUCUUGGGUAUUUCUUUUCAACUUUCUGAACAGAAAGUGCAUUUAAUUCCAAGAUGUAGUAUUCUUAUUUAUUAUUUAACCCUUUGCUGCUGCUAAAAUGCACAUAUUCAGGCUUUAGUUUUUCCAAAAGGCAUUUAAUUAAUAUUUGUGGCUGAAAAACAUUCAACAUCUCACCAUAGGGAAAAAUCAAGGUUCUAGGAUGUCAUAGGUACAAUAUUUAGCACGGAAGACAUUGAUUUUAGGAGAUAGCCAAAAGUAAUCGUACAGUAGCAUGAGGCGGGAGAUAAUCAGCCUAAAAGAAAGAAAACAAUUUGGGAAGAAGACUAAACUCUUCAUGCAUUCCUAGAAAAUGCUACUUUCACGUCUACUUUUGGAGCUCUUUUGUUUUGGUAACUUUUUUUUUCCUAAAGCAAAACAAAGUGCUAUGUGCUUUGGGCAACUGAUACAAUAAACUGUAAUGGUCUGUAAAUAAAUAAAUGCUGACUUAUGCAAUUUCUGUA